GCAUGACCAGUGAAAUGAUUCACUAUGGUAUUCCUUUAAAGCAAAGGAAGGAAUUCCAAAGAACUCGUUGGCGGAAAAUAAAAACGGCGCAUUUUGCGCUUUAAGAUUCAUUCUAAGACCGGAAGCGAAACAAGAAACAAGAUGCCGAAUCCUAAUAGUAAACUAACAGAUCGUGGGCGGAAAAAAAUUGUGGUUAUUGGAGCUGGACCGGUGGGUUGUGCUGAAGCAUUAUGGAUGGAAAAACGUGGUCAUCAUGUGGAUGUAUACGAAAUGCGGGAAGACCCUCGGAUUUCAAUAGACGAGAAAGGAAGCAAAAGUAUAAACUUGACAAUUUCCCACAGGGGUCUGUCCUCCCUGGAGAAGAUCAACAUGAAAGACCGUGUUUGUAGGAAGGCGAUACCAUGCUAUGGCAGGAUGAUACACGACAGAGACAAGACAACACGGAUCAGUCUGUACGGAGAGAAAAACGAGUCCAUACUGUCGGUCAACAGAGAAGUGCUUCAUACAGAACUUGUAGAUGCUGUUGACAAAUGCCCAAACACGAGAAUAUUCUUCAAUCACAAACUUGUUGGGACGAAUUUUGACAAAACAGAAGUAACGUUCCAAACACCGGAUCCGAACAGACCAGCAGACGAUAAAGACAAUGUGACGAUAACCAGUACAGUGAAAGCAGACGUGAUUCUUGGAUGUGAUGGAGCGAACUCCUGUAUGAGAAAAUACAUGAACAGGGAGUCAUACCUGAGAUACAAGGAAGAGAGUAUUGAUGAACGCUACACAGAACUGACCAUGCCAGCUACAAAACACAACAAGUUUGCCAUGAAGGAAAACUACUUACAUAUCUGGGCCAGGGAUGAGUUUAUGUUGCUCGCAUUACCAAAUCAGGACAAGUCUUUCACUGUGACUCUUUUCAUGCCGACCAACGUGUUCGAGUCUCUGACUGACCGUGAAGCCGCCACUGCAUUCGUUAACGAACAUUUUGCUGAUGCAGUGUCUCUAAUUGGAGAGGAGCAGAUCGUCGACAGGCUCACUAGCAGAGGGAACGCUCACUCUCUAAUGUGGGUCAAGUGUUCGAGGUACAAUAUUGAUGGGAAAGUGUUGUUGCUAGGCGAUGCAGCGCAUGCAAUGGUACCAUUUUAUGGACAAGGUGUUAACUGUGGAUUUGAAGACCUUAUGGUACUUGAUAAACUUCUGGAUGACCAUAACGAGGAUUUUGAGAAAGCAAUGAAUGCAUUUUCUGAAAAACGAACCGAAGACGCUGCAGCGAUGUGUGACCUGUCUCUAGAAAACUACAAUGAGUUGAAAAGAAAAGUGAACACCCCUUGGCUUUCCUGUAGAAAACGUAUAGACAGUAUUUUGUACAGAGUAUUUCCAAGUAGUUGGGUGCCAAUCUACACAAUGGUAGCAUUUUCAGAUAUACGCUACAGUGAUUGCGUUAGGAAAAGAAAAUGGCAAAACAAGAUGAUUUACGGAGGCGUUUGCGCAGUCGUCAUAGCAGUUUCUGUGAUUACAGGGUUGUGCAGCAUUGCAUACACGCACGGGUUUACGUCAUAGUAGCGGCUUGUGGCUUUAUGUACCCAGAUAAUCUUGUACAGAAAGGCAACGGUGUAUAUAUAAUAAGGAGAAGUCCAGUCCUGUCCGGAGUAACUGACUUGUAAUUCAUUACUAGUUGCUUGUGAAUAAAAGAUUAGCAGGAUGUUUAAUAUAUGUGCAAUAGAAGAUAAAGUGAAUGAUAACAGUAAGAGAAUUUGUGCAAUGUGACUGAUUUUAUGCAACAAGAACGAUGCCGAGGCAAGAAAUAGUCCCAACCUGUGGCUCUAAUCACUUCCUCUGACGUCCAAACUGAAAGCAUGAGGCAAAUCAGAUGUUUGACAACAACAGAAACAUUUUUUUCUCCAUAUAAGCAUUACGCAUUACCAUAUCCAACAGUAUAGUUUGGAGACUCGAUGGGUUCAAGGUGAAUUCUUAGGCAACUGGUACAGUUUCAGGAAAAUAAGUAGGAAGGUUCUUUUAAAGUGUAGAAAGAAACCAAAGAAAAUAGUAGCAUACUGUGUUUGUUUCAUUCUGUUCAUAGUACAAGUGUAUGAGAAUUCCAUUUUUGUGUUAGUUUUCUAAAGAAUGUGUAAAGGCGAUUUGCAAAAAAAAAAAAAAAAUAAAAUAAACAUGUACGUAAAUAAAUUGUUUUACCUCAUUUAUUAUUUCUAAAAAAAAUUAAAAGUCGUCCAUAUGGAUAUCUUUAACUAGCUGUAGUAAUGAAAAUAAGUGUAAUUUACUCUCUACUCAGUUCUAAUUACAAAACAAUCAGCUUCAGUUUUGUGAGAAUAUGGUAUUGUAUUAUAUCACCGUUCUGUAGUCAAGUAUUCCGAAUCCGGAAAAAAUUCAGUUUUAUUUUUUAUCGACGUAAAGUCCAGGCUAGAUUCAACAUUCAGUAAAGUGUCUGUGAUUUUUUAAUGUUACUGUAUAGGUCGGCAACAUUUGAGCUUUUCUGUGAUAAUUUUGAUAAGCUCAGCAUUUGUAUAUUUGGUGCGUUUUUAUAAAGAAAUGUUUGCGAAUAUUGUAAUAAGGGUAUUUCCGUUUGUACUUGUAAGUGAUUUAACUGAGAUCAUAUCAUGCUUUACAUUUCCUACAUACACAAAGGUGAACAGGAUAGACUUUUGACUUUGCUGGGUAUUCAAUUUUUAAAAAUAAAAUUACAUUUAAAGAUAUGAAAAUGCUUACUUACUUAUAUAAGUCAGAAGAAAUCGAUACAUGUAUUCGCAAAACACGUUUCAUAAACAUUCGUAGAACAUUCAGUGAAGUCGAAGCUCUACAAACAAAUCUUAAUGAACAGUUUGGAUAAGAUACAAAACAGAGUUACUCUUAAUAAAUGAAUAGUAGAUAAUUUCGCACGUGAAAUCCACACCAUGAUCUCGUGACACCAUGAAAUAAUAUGGUUUAUAAAAGUUUAUUGUAAUGAUAUAUCAAAGUACAAAACAUGUAUAGUCUGUCAAUUUUAAUGUACAAAACAUGUAUAGUUUGUCAAUUUUAAUGAUUUAACAUUAAAGUGUUGUAAAAAAACAUAUUUUAUCGACUCCCAAAUCUGGCAACUUCUUAUUUUUAGUCUUACGAUAGCGUUUAAUGUUUUUGGUUGAUGCAUAUACUACUAUGUAUUUAAAAUACAAGGACGCAAGUACAGUUAAUUUGAACACAUUUAUAUAUCGAAUAAUUAUUGUACUUGCCAAAUUAUGUGACAGAAAGUUUGUUUAAUUUUUUAUAACUUGUAAUCUGUUGCAUUGUUGUUACCUGCAUUUUAAUAUAAAUGAUAUAUUUAAAUAUAUCAUAUGACAUUUUAUCGCGUUUAAUAUCUUCUAACGUGUCCCCUUUGAAAUAUGAUUUCAGUCGGCGAACUCGUAAUUAGGAAAGUUCAGUACAUACUGAGUAGAUUGUGCUCUUGAGUUGAACUUUCCAAAUUUUGUCUGACUUUCUAAAACUGUUACUACUUACAAGUCAGUAUUUUUUUCAUAUAUAUUUCACGUACGUUUAAGAAUACCAUUAUCGCUCAUAUGUAUACGGAUGGUUGAAGAGAGACAACCGCGAUUUAUAUUUCAUACUUACAAAGAGAGCACAGUAAACCAAAUUCCAGAAGGCAAAUAUUUCCCCAACAAUACCACUGAUACAGCAAAUUUGUGCUCUAGUAGUUUGAAAAGAACGCAUGCCGUUAAUUGUGCCCCAGAAGGUUGCAUAGAACACAUGUUAACGGCAUGCGUUCUUUUCAAACUACUAGAGCACACACUGUACCUAGCCCAUCAACAUACUACUAACCUACUGUUUGAACCCCAGCACAGAUUCCGUGAAAACGAUUCUGUAAGACCAACUAUUUUAUAGUAUAGAAUUGAUCAAAAUCUCACAACAGAUAAACAGACCCAACCACAUUAAUGGGUGCACAUUAUUGUGGGUCGUAUGUGUCUUACAUUUUACCGAUUAGAUUGGUUAUUUCUUAAUUUAACGAAGUUAAGUACGUCGUUUUCAUUUUUUUGCUAACCUGACUACUAGUAUGCCACGUUAGGAAAACUUGAAAAUUGCUAUAAAAUACCAUAUUUCACUUUUUUACAUGUAACUAAUUUUUACCACGAAAAGGGUAAGAUGUAUUGUAUUUGCAUUGAUUUGACUAUCUGUCAUAUGUUUUCGCGACUUGAAAUAUAAUUGAUUUGCGACUAUCAUAGAAAGAUUUAAGCUAGGAUAGGCCCCUUCUGUUUGGCCACCACACACACAGGUCAACUUACACAAGCUGAAAAUGGAUUAGCGGAGUACAAUCAGAGGAGUCAAAAUGACUAUUUAAGCAACGUACUUAGUUAACAUAAAUGCAAAAUACUCUUGAAUGGGGUGUCGUUGACAACAGACGUUUUGAAAAGUCAUUUAGAUUCCAAACUUGGCCAUGUACUGCAAGAUAUAGCAUUAUCUUGUAGCUUUCACCUUCCUGGAAUAUUUAGAACUCCUGACCAGAUUAACCAAACAUUACUCCAUCAGUCUCUGUCAAGUCCAUGUCUGUUUAGAUUAUUUUAAGUACAUUUUUCCAAACACGACAGUCCUAUGUAAUAGGUAACUCCUCGCCCCAUUCCACUCCCAGAUAUUACAACACUGCCUGACCUUGAGUCUCUUAAGACGGGGAUGUCACAGCUCAGCUACUAAUCGCCCCACUCCACUCCCAGAUAUUACAACACUGCCUGACCUUGAGUCUCUUAAGACGGGGGUGUCACAGCUCAGCUACUAAUUAAUGGCAAUUGUUUUUAUCCUGUUACUCCUUUUUAUAAGCUCACCUGAGCACGAAGUGCUCAAAGGUGAGCUUUUGUGAUCGCCCUGUGUUCGUCGUCGUCCGCCGUCAGUCAUCCGUCCGUCGUCCGUCUUCCGUCGUCAACAAUUUGACUGUUAACACUCUAGAAGUCACAAUUUUGGCCCACUCUAUGAAACUUGGUCAGAAUGUUACCCUUAAUAAAAUCUUGGAUGAGUUCAAUAUUGGGUCAUCUGGGGUCAAAAACUAGGUCACCAGGUCAAAUCAAAGGAAAAGCUUGUUAACACUCUAGAGGUCACAAUUUUGACCCAGUCUUAAUGAAACUUGGUCAGAUUGUUACCCUUAAUAAAAUCUUAAAUGUAUUUGAUAUCGGAUUAUCUAGAAUUAAAAAUUAGGUCACCGGGUCAAAUCAAAGGAAAAGCUUGUUAACACUCUAGAGGUCACAAUUUUAGAUCAAUCUACAGAAACUUAGUCAGAAUGUUACUCUUAAUAAAGUCUUGGAUGAGUUUGAUAUUGGUUUAUCUGGGGUCAAAAACUAGGUCACCAGGUCAAAUCAAAUGAAAAGCUUGAUAACACUGUAGAGGCCGCAUUUAUAACUGUAUCUUCAUGACUCUUGGUCAGAGUGUUAAUCUUGAUGGUCUCAAGGUUCAAUUUCAAUCUGGGUUAUGUAGGAUUAAAAACUAGGUCACCAGGUUAAAUCGAAGGAAAAGCUAGUUAACACUGUAGAGGCCACAUUUAUGACCAUAUCUUAAUAACACUUGGUCAGAAUGUUGAUCUUGAUGAUUUAUAGGUCAAGUUCAGAUCUGGGUCAGGUGGGGUCAAAAACUAGGUUACUAGGUCAAAUCAAAGGAAAUGCUUUUUAACACUCUAGAGGCCACAUUUAGGACUGUAUCUUCAUGAAACUUAGUCAGAAUGUUAAUCUUGAUGAUCUUUAGUUCAAGUUCGAAUCUAGGUCAUGUGGGGUCAAAAACUAGGUCACCGGGUCAAAUCAAAGGAAAAGCUAGUGGACACUUUAGAGACCACAUUUAUGACCAUAUCUUAAUGAAACCUGGUCAGAAUGUUAAUCUUGAUGAUCUUUAGGUCAAUAGGUCAGGUGAGCGAUACAGGACCUUCAUGGCCCUCUUGUCUUUAAUAUAAUAGCAAUACUGUUACGUUUCAGGAUUUUACUGUCGCCGAAAGAACCGUCUUUCAGCAUCUAUACUGUAUCUUCACUCACAGCCUAUGUGCACCCUGUCUAUAAUACUAUUGAGAAUUUCGAGGCAUGAAGAGACAGACAUUCUCGAAACAUACCCAUACAUUAUAUUUAUAAACAUAUUUACAAAACAUGUUUUUGUUCAUUCAGAGACAGACGGAUUUAGAAACAUUUAUAAAACAUUCGAUGAAGUCAAAAUUCUGCAAAAGCUUAAUGAGCUAAUUCCGUGAAUUAAUUACACGUGAAGUUAUUCUAACAAAUUGAAUUGUAAAUAAUUUCACAUGUUGUGAUAUAUAAAAUCCAUUGUGUAAAUAUUAAUGAUCUAACAUUUAACUGUUUUAUCGGACAUGAGUUAACUUUCUUUCAAAAAUAUCGUAUCGAUUUCCACACUUGUCAACCUCUUAGCUAUUUUAGUGAUGUGAUGGUGUUGAACACCAUUUAUGUAUACAUAUGUUGAUAGUGCCAUUUUGUUUAGAACUUACAACACAAUAAUAGUUUAUUUCAAAUACAUUUGUAGCAAAUAUUUUGCUACAUUUGUGUUCAAAAAAAAAUGUAACCAUAACACUGUUACAAGUUUAAAGUUACUUUAUUUAAUUAGAUACUUCUUUACAUCAUUUCAUCAGUCUCUAAAUGAUAAUGUAGAUUAGUGAACCAGUAACUUCUUAAACGUGUAAUCCAGUAAACUGGUAAACGUACAAUCUCGUAAACAUGAGAUCUCGACCUGAAACAUGUAAAUAAACUACUGGCUAGAAAUGAGUCAGAACAAUAACUAUCAAUAUCAUUAUAUAUAAUACAUAUAUUAUGUCUUUGUCGGCCUAAACGGACAAUAUUGAAUCCAGCUCUUCUUAUAAUGUUCAACAACUCAUUUCAAACAAAGUUCAUGAUGCGUACAUGUACAACAUACAUUUACUGUGUAGUAUGGACAGUGUACUGGUUCACUGAAUAAUAAUAUCACAACUAUUUACAUAAUAAAGUAUUCUAAGCAAUCAUUAUACAAUGAAUAAAAGAAAUAGUUCCGUCUUAUAUUCCGGGUUCACCAGUGCUGCUCAAAUGCCUUUUUUUACAUGAAUGACUAAUCAAAAAUACAAUAGUUAUUACAAUAACAACUUCUCAAUAAAUAUAAUUGUUUACCUUCAUCCAAGAGAUGAAUGUCUCCACUUUACCACACUGGCUCACUCAUUCGUGGCAGUACUGUGCUGGUUAGUAAGACCUGAAACACAGAGGGCCAACCACCAUUAUAGACAUGCAAAUUAGAGUAAUUAGAUGUAGAGAGCGGCAAUGCAAACCGAGUGACAGAAUAUGGACUCCAAACCCGAACGCGGAAACCAAUGACAACUUGAAUACUGAACAACAUAAAAACCAUACAACAGCAAUAAUUACAGGAAACUGACAAAGCAAUACAUUCUAAAAUAACAGAUACAUACUUCUAAAUGCUAUGUUAUUGUUAUUUUGUUGCAGUUUAGUCCUUGUUACUGUUUUAUGAUAUUUUAUACAUUUUAUAUUUAGAUGGAAUAUUUGCUAAUACAAUGAGACAUUUUA
This is a messenger RNA of Mercenaria mercenaria, 7496 nucleotides long. RefSeq names its product kynurenine 3-monooxygenase-like. The transcript is spliced from 14 exons. Gene Ontology annotation, cellular component: mitochondrial outer membrane. Gene Ontology annotation, molecular function: NAD(P)H oxidase H2O2-forming activity; FAD binding; kynurenine 3-monooxygenase activity. Gene Ontology annotation, biological process: quinolinate biosynthetic process; L-tryptophan catabolic process; NAD+ metabolic process. The record is from RefSeq and is a predicted model, not a curated record. The coding region runs from base 142 to 1551 and encodes 469 amino acids. NCBI's taxonomy places the organism in Eukaryota, Metazoa, Mollusca, Bivalvia, Venerida, Veneridae.